Molecule: messenger RNA, 1062 nt
Organism: Penicillium bovifimosum
Lineage: Eukaryota; Fungi; Ascomycota; Eurotiomycetes; Eurotiales; Aspergillaceae
Gene: zrfB
Product: low-affinity Zn(2+) transporter ZRT2
Exons: 1
Coding region: 1-1062 (353 amino acids)
Biological process (GO): zinc ion import across plasma membrane
Cellular component (GO): plasma membrane
Molecular function (GO): low-affinity zinc ion transmembrane transporter activity
Source: RefSeq, a predicted model, not a curated record
AUGGACUCCUACGCUACUCUUCUCAAGCGGGAGGAUGCCUGUGAAUCCGGCAAUGAGUUCGACGGCCGGCUGGGCCUUAGGAUCUCCUCCAUCUUUGUGAUCAUGGUUGGCUCCCUCUUCGGUGCUCUGUUCCCCGUCUUCGCCCGGCGCUGGAGCCAGAGCGGUGGAUUCCCUCAGUGGGCUUUCUUCGUCGCCAAGUACUUUGGAUCUGGUGUGAUCAUUGCCACUGCUUUCAUCCACCUUUUGGCCCCGGCCGAAGAGGCCCUGACAAACGAAUGUCUGACUGGUCCAAUUACUGAAUACAGCUGGGUUGAGGGCAUCGUCCUCAUGACAAUCGUUGUCCUGUUCUUUGUCGAACUGAUGGUCAUGCGCUUCUCACGCUUUGGCCAAGGCCAUGUGCACGACGAAGAAGGUCACGCCCACACUCAUCUUCCUGAUGAAUCCACCGUUUCCAACGAUUCCACUGAACCAAAGAACCACAUUCUAGGGGAGGAUCACCUUGGCCAUACCCGUGAGCACCACGACAACAGCGAUGACGAAUCCCCAAAUUAUAUCCAUGCGGUCGAGGACUAUGCCGCCCAGCUUACUUCGAUCUUCAUUCUGGAAUUCGGUAUCAUCUUCCACUCAAUCUUCAUCGGUCUUACUCUCGCAGUCUCGGGCGAGGAGUUCAUUACUCUCUACAUUGUGCUUGUCUUCCAUCAAACCUUUGAGGGUCUCGGUCUCGGUUCCCGCCUGGCCACGAUUCCUUGGCCCAAAUCAAAACGCAACACUCCCUACUUCCUGGGCCUCGCCUUCGGAGUCUCCACCCCCAUUGCCAUUGCUAUUGGACUGGGUGUCCGAAACAGCUACCCGCCCACCGGCCGAACCACCCUCAUCGUCAACGGUGUUUUCGACUCCAUCUCCGCCGGCAUUCUCAUUUACACGGCCCUUGUCGAGCUGAUGGCGCACGAGUUCAUGUUCAGCCACUCCAUGCGCAAGGCCCCAAUCUCCCACGUGCUAAUUGCCUUUUUCCUCCUCUGUGCCGGAGCUGCGCUCAUGGCCGUGCUGGGCAAAUGGGCCUAG